GACACCAGCCCAUCCUUUAGACUCCCUGCAAGGAGGCGGCCCGACCCAGUGGGUGCCUGUCGUUGGGUGAAGAGGAAUGGCCGACCUACCGGUCCCGCUUCCGUCCCCAGGACAAUAGAUGACACAGUACUUCCUCCUCUUCAUAACGGCUAUUUUAACAUCCUAGGAGAGCUAAAGCUCAUGUCCUCGGUCUCUUGCCUCGGCGCCUGGGUGGCUUGCCGCCCACAACAAGGGUCAUAGAUAUCCUAGUAAGACUUCUUACUAAGGCAGUACAGAAACCUGAAGAUAUGGGCACUUAUCAAAUGGAUGAAGUUUUGGUGGGGUCCAGUGGUUUGGGGACAUCACCCAAAGGUAAAAGAAAGUUGUUCCACCGUGCACCCUCUAAUCCCAAAACAAUUGGUACAGGUCCUGGUGGGCCCCUUUGGAUUUGGGAGGUAGUGUAUUCUACACGUGAGAAAACUGUUCCAACACAUGUGUUAGGUGACCUAAAAGGCUUCCACUUUUUAUUUAUUUAUUUAUUUAUUUUGACACGGAAUCUUACUCUGUAGCCCAGCCUAGAGUACAGUGCCAUGAUCUCAGCUUACUGCAACCUCUGCUUUCUGGAUUCAACAAUUCUCCUGCCUCAGCCUCCCUAGUAGCUGGGAUUACAGGGGCCCGCCACCACGCCCAGUAUUUUUGUAUUUUAGUAGAGGAGGGGUUUCACCAUGUUAGCCAGGCUGAUCUUGAACUCCUGACCUCAAGCAAUCCACCCACCUCGGCCUCCCAAAGUGCUGGGAUUACAGGUGUGAGCCACCAUGCCCGGCCAGCUUCUACUUUUUAUUGGGGCGAGAGAGCUCUAUAGUAAAUCCAAGCAACAGUGCAAGCUUACUUGCAAAUUCAGUGGUUCCAGAAAUAUCCUUGAUGGAUACAGGUGCUGUAUGGAGUCGCUGGCAAACCCCAAUAAGAGUGUGAAUUCGUGUGCUAGGGCUCCCAUAACAAAGUACCACAAACUGGGUGGCUUAAACAACAGAAAUCUGUUGGUUCACAGUCUGGAAGCUAGAAGUCAGAAAUUAAGGUGUGGUUCCUAUUGAGGCUGUGAGAAGGAAUCUGUCCAUGCCUCUCUCCUAGUUUCUGGGGAUUUGCUGGAUACAUUUUGCAUUCCUUGGCGUCAUAAGAAGCAUUUUCCCAGUCUUUACCCUCAUCUUCAUUUGGCAUUCUCCCUGUGUGCUAUGUCCAAACUUCCCUUUUUUAUAAGGAUACCAGUCAUUAGAUGAGGGACCCACCCUAAUCCACUAUGACCUCAUCUUAAGUAAUUACAUCUGCAAUGCUCCUAUUGCCAAAUAACAUCACAUUCUGAGGUAUUAGGGGCUAGAACUUCAACGUAUUAAUUGGGGAUGAGGUGGAGGUACAUACAAUUCAACCCAUAAUAAAGAGUCACAGCACAAAUACCUAAGAUUCUGGAGCAAGGUCAUGCCUUCUAAGGCAAAAAACAAAACAAAACCCACGUUUCCAAACUCCCAGGUCACUUACCUCUGCUCUACUGCCACCUCUCCCAUAAACUUACACCUAUGGCCUUAUAGAAGUUCCCUACAACUAACUGAUGGAGACAGAAGAGCCUUGGCCUCUGCACAGAUUGGGGAUUGGGUCAGUUCGGCAUGUCGGCAUCUUCCAGAAACAGACUGUUCAUUACAGCCCCAUUCGCGUUGCCCUGAAGCAUACUGGUGAAGAAAAAUUAUCUCAGUGAGCAAUGGUACAUUUGGUCACCCAUGCCAUAUUUUGGAGGAGGUAGCCUAAGGUAUGGAUAUGCAUUGACUCCUGGGCAGUGAUGAAUGGCUUGGCUUGUUGGUUAGGGACCAUCUUAUUGUUUAUGCAAUAGGCUUAUGAACAAAGACCAUGGUAGCAGGGAUAGAGGCUGUGCUUGGUCCCAACAAUAUGGGCUACCUCUUAUUUUUCUUUUUUUUGAGACGGAGUCUCACCCUGUUGCCCAGUCUGGAGUGCAGUGGUGUGAUCUUGGCUCACUGCAGCCUCCACCUCCCAGGUUCAAGCAAUUCUCCUGCCUCAGCCUCCCGAGUAGCUGGGACUACAAGUGCACACCACCGAGCCCGGGUAAUUUUUGUAUUUUUAGUUGAGACGGGGUUUCACCAUGUUGCUCAGGCUGGUCUCGAACUCCUGAACUUGUGAUCCACCCACCUCAGCCUCCCAAAGUGCUGGGAUUACAGGUGUGAGCCACUGCGCCUGGCCAAUAUGGGCUACCUCUUACCAAGGCUGAUGUAACUCUCACCAUGGUGGAGUGUCCAGCCUGCCAGCAUUAGAGACCAACACUGAGUCUUGGAGAUACCAGCUACCACCAGGUUGAGUGCAUCAGAUUGCUUUUACCUUGGAAUGGGCAUCAAUUUGUUCUUACCAGAAUUGAUAUAUGCUCUAAAUGAGCUUGUCUUCCCCAACUACUUUGUCUCCAGCAGCACCACCAUCUGAGAGCUUACAGGGUGCCUUAUCCAUUGACAUACCUGAAACUAAGGAACCCAUUGAUAGCCAAGGAGGUGUGACAGUGAACUUGAAGGUACAAAAUUCAUGGUGCAUACUCAUCAUCCAGAAGCAGCUAGCCAGAUAGGAUUUUGGAAUGGCCUGUUGAAGACUGAGCUAAAUUGCCAAGUAAGAUGUAAUGCCUUGUAAAGUUGGGAGCAGUUCUUCAGGAUACGGUAUAUGCACUGAAAUGCAUUGGGCCAAAAUGGAUGUAUAGUAUUGUGUCUCCAGUAGGACUACGUGCAUACAGGAGUAGCCUCUAUUACUAUCACAGCCACUCAUCUGUAGAAUUUGUGCCUCCUCGCUCCGAAAUCUGGAGCCAGCUGGGUUAUGAUCCUCAUUUCCAGGAAGAACAUUUCCUCUAGUAGACAUUAAAUUGUUCCACUGAACUGAAAACAGAAUACCACCAGGCCACUUUGAGUUUCUUGUGCCAGUAGGUCUGUAGGCAAAGAAAGGAGUCGUUAUAGAGAUGCCCACAAUUCCUGCCACACACAACAUAAAUACAAAAUCAUAUACCCAGUCAGCUGCAUCCAGUAAUCUGCCUCCCUGGACCCUUUAGGCACUUCAGUGUAGGAAUGCGGACAGGGGUGGGGAGGAGAGACUGUUUUAGACAAAGAAGAAAAAUACAGUACGUAGCAACGUAAUGGCUCUUAGCGAUGACUUGGAACACUGGAAGGAAAUAUGAGGAUGUAUCUGGAGGAAUAAGUUCUGAGACUAUGAUGUCAUCAAGGAGGACUGUACGUUAGAGAGCCAGCCAGUGAUAAAGGAGCAAAUAUUGGACUUGAUGCUGCCGUAGGAGAAAAAAAAAAAAGUAUAUAUAUAUAUAUAUAGAGAGAGAGAGAGAGCAAAGAUGCACUCAAGUGGAUUAUUGAGAAGACUCAUGGGGAAGUAGAAAAUGGCAACCACAAGCAAGAUCAAACCCCAUAAGGAAUGGAGCAUUAGUCAGGGCCUAGAAGGUAAUUUGGGAUACCAUGUAAUCAUAGGCUCUGUAGCAGGUAGCAGUUCCUUUUGUAAGCUUUUCUCUUGUUGGGCUGUAUCACAGAACUUCAGAGCCCAGAACUUUAGAGUCAUGCCACAGCCAUUCAAGGUCUCAGUUACUAUUUUAUAAAAGGUGAAGUUAUUCUUGAUCUAAUCAUGGAAGCCCUAAUUAUUACAAUAACACUUGGACAGCAAAAACGCCUCAAAUUCAACUUAUUUCACCGUUGUUAAUCUGAAAACUCCCUGGAAACAUAAGGCAAACUCAGAAUUUUGUAACUAUCUAGUGUUGCAAAGAACGUCUGUUGCCUAUAGAUCAAGUAUUUGAAAAUACUGCCCAUUCAACUGGCAAUACAUACAUAAUCAGUGUCUCAACAGACAAUCUCUUCGUUUUGUGAAACCAUUUAUUCUUGAUCUUCCUGUCUCCACCUUCGUUUCUUUCAGCUCCUCUGCCACAGACACACAAUCACUAUUUUUAUUGUAACUAUUAAAAUUAUUGUCAUCAAGAAAAAUAGAAGGAACAUAUAAGUAUCUGAGCAGGGCGGUAUAAAGGGAAAUUCAUCCCUUUUCCCCCGCCCUGUGCACCUCCUUGGAGCGGACAAGCUGAGGAACAAGAUCCCCAAACCCGAGAUUAGAGCCCUAUACAGAGAUGCAUCCUCCCGCGAUCCUAGAGAGGACCCCGAGGCGGAGCGCAGCUCCGGAAGGCGGGUGUGACGCACUUCCGGUUUUUGUGGCGCUUUCCUUGGGCUCUGACGGCCAGGGGACCUGGAUGUGAGUCCAGUGCUCCUGGUCCCGAAAGUCACAACCCCUUCUAUCCCAGCACCUCAGACUUCUCCGGGCGGGGACAGAGUUGGACGUGCACGGCUGUGUCCUGCAAUCCCCUCGCCACGACCGCCCCGGACGGAGUGGAAGCGGGUCCGUGUCCCCCAGCAGAGGUGUCCCUGGAUACAGGAUAGCAAAACCUGAUCUCAUAAAACCUAGGUCACAAAGGACAGCCCUGCAAAACAGACCCUAUUUGGAUCAAGUGAGCCAGUUCCUGGAACCUGAAUAAUGACUCCUGAAUCAAGAGAUACUACAGAUUUGUCUCCAGGGAGUACCCAGGAGAUGGAAGGCAUCGUGAUAGUGAAGGUGGAGGAGGAAGAUGAAGAAGACCAUUUUCAAAAGCAAAGAAACAAAGUAGAGUCAUCGCCACAAGUUCUCAGUCGUUCUACAACUAUGAAUGAGAGGGCCUUAUUAUCAUCGUAUUUAGUUGCAUAUAGAGUGGCAAAAGAGAAAAUGGCUCACACAGCAGCUGAAAAAAUUAUCCUUCCAGCAUGUAUGGACAUGGUACGGACAAUUUUUGAUGACAAAUCAGCUGAUAAACUAAGAACUAUACCUCUUAGUGAUAAUACAAUAUCUCGUCGAAUCUGUACGAUUGCAAAACAUUUGGAAGCAAUGCUUAUUACACGGCUGCAGUCCGGUAUAGACUUUGCAAUCCAACUUGAUGAGAGCACUGAUAUUGCAAGUUGUCCCACACUCUUGGUUUAUGUCAGAUAUGUGUGGCAAGAUGAUUUUGUAGAGGAUCUCUUAUGUUGUUUAAAUUUAAAUUCACAUAUAACUGGAUUAGAUUUAUUUACUGAAUUAGAAAACUGCCUUGUUGGUCAGUAUAAAUUAAACUGGAAACAUUGUAAAGGAAUUUCAAGUGAUGGAACAGCAAAUAUGACCGGAAAACACAGCAGACUUACUGAAAAAUUGUUAGAAGCAACCCACAACAAUGCUCUUUGGAAUCACUGUUUUAUUCAUCGAGAAGCUUUGGUAUCCAAAGAAAUUUCACCAAGUCUAAUGGAUGUAUUGAAAAAUGCAGUGAAAAUUGUUAAUUUUAUUAAAGGAAGCUCACUAAAUAGCCAACUUCUCGAAAUAUUUUGUUCAGAGAUUGGAGUGAACCACACCCACUUAUUGUUUCAUACAGAAGUUCGUUGGCUUUCUCAAGGAAAAGUAUUGAGCAGAGUAUAUGAACUUAGGAAUGAGAUUUACAUUUUUCUCAUUGAAAAGCAAUCUCAUUUGGCAAAUAUUUUUGAAGACGACAUUUGGGUAACAAAAUUGGCAUAUUUAAGUGAUAUUUUUGGCAUUCUUAAUGAAUUAAGCCUGAAAAUGCAGGGGAAAAACAAUGAUAUAUUUCAGUAUCUUGAACAUAUUCUAGGAUUCCAAAAGACAUUAUUAUUGUGGCAAGCAAGACUUAAAAGUAACCGCCCUAGCUACUAUAUGUUUCCAACGUUAUUGCAACACAUCGAAGAGAACAUUAUUAACGAAGACUGCUUAAAAGAAAUAAAAUUAGAGAUACUGUUGCAUCUCACUUCUUUGUCUCAAACUUUUAAUUAUUACUUUCCAGAAGAGAAAUUUGAAUCAUUAAAGGAAAAUAUUUGGAUGAAAGAUCCAUUUGCUUUUCAAAACCCAGAAUCAAUAAUUGAGUUAAACUUGGAGCCUGAAGAAGAGAAUGAAUUAUUGCAGCUCAGUUCAUCAUUCACACUAAAGAAUUAUUAUAAGACAUUAAGUUUAUCAGCAUUUUGGAUUAAGAUUAAAGAUGACUUUCCACUGCUAAGUAGGAAGAGUAUAUUACUGUUACUACCAUUCACAACUACGUAUUUGUGUGAACUAGGAUUUUCAAUCUUGACACGAUUAAAAACAAAGAAGAGAAAUAGGCUCAACAGUGCACCAGAUAUGCGGGUAGCAUUAUCUUCAUGUGUUCCUGACUGGAAGGAACUUAUGAACAGACAAGCACACCCAUCACAUUAAAUAAAAUCUUUACAAAAUUCUGUGUUUAGCCAGGUGUGGUGGCUCACGCCUGUAAUCCCAGCACUAGGAGACUGAGGUGGGCAGAUCACUUGAGAUCAGGAGUUCGAGACCAGCCUGGCCAACAUGGUGAAACCUCA
Molecule: messenger RNA, 6386 nt
Organism: Symphalangus syndactylus (siamang)
Lineage: Eukaryota; Metazoa; Chordata; Mammalia; Primates; Hylobatidae
Gene: ZBED8L
Product: ZBED8 like
Source: RefSeq, a predicted model, not a curated record